Truncatella angustata is the source of this 1237-nucleotide messenger RNA. RefSeq names its product putative ubiquitin conjugating enzyme. The record is from RefSeq and is a predicted model, not a curated record. The coding region runs from base 234 to 776 and encodes 180 amino acids. The transcript is spliced from 3 exons. Lineage: Eukaryota; Fungi; Ascomycota; Sordariomycetes; Amphisphaeriales; Sporocadaceae.
CUUGACUUUCGUCAAUCAGUUAUAUUUCGUUCAAGAUCCAAAAGCUAAUUGGUGGUUGGCAUUCCAGAAUUCUUCUUUAUCCCAGCCGCCAAUCCGGACCCAAGAUCUUUGUCUGAAGUUGCCCCGAGCCACUCUUUUCUGUGUGCACAAGUUUACCAUUUCUGCACCAUAGCAGCCCCCAGAGACCAAAAGAAGGAAAAGUUAGGCCGAGACUUCAAUUAAGAGCCAGAAAAAUGGAUUUCUCAACAGAAAACAGCCAGAACUCGGCCCCUGGGAGCCAUCAAGCUGCUAAGCUUGGGGGAGGACGCAAAGGACCAGAUGCUCAGAGUGUCACGAAGCGAUUACAAACUGAGCUGAUGCAACUUAUGACCUCGCCAGCUCCGGGCGUAUCCGCCUUCCCCAGCGCAGACGGCAACAUGAUGUCCUGGACUGCAACUAUUGAAGGCCCUGAUGAUACUCCCUACUCUGGGCUGACUUUCAAGCUGUCCUUUGCAUUCCCCAGCAAUUAUCCGUACGCACCGCCCACAGUCCUCUUCAAGACCCCUAUCUACCACCCAAAUGUCGACUUCUCCGGUCGCAUUUGUCUUGAUAUUCUCAAGGACAAAUGGACUGCCGCAUACAACAUUCAAACAGUGCUUUUGAGCUUGCAGAGUCUACUGGGUGAGCCCAACAACGCAUCACCACUCAACGGAGAAGCUGCCGAGCUAUGGGACAAGGACGCCGAAGAGUUCAAGCGGAAAGUCCUCGGCCGCCACCGCGAAGUCGAUGAUGAUUGAACACCCCGGUUUUUCGUUUUUUUGCGACGGUGUAUAUGGAGAGAACGCUCAGCAUAACCGUAUAGAGUAUGCAAUAUAGGCUAAGCCACGGUCUUGGCUAGUUAUGGCGAAAUGGAGUCAUGCCUUUAGUGUUUCGACAGGUCACCAACGUGCCGGAUUUCUAGGAUGGAAAUCUGUUGUAUAAGGACCUAGGGAGUUUGCAUUGCUACAUUAAACCUGGUUUCAUUCUGCAUGGGGUAUUUUGCCCUUUAGGAUUGCGCAAACCAAGUAAGGGUGGAAAGAGGCUUGCCUAUCAAUGAAUAUCAUGAUGUUCAGCAGGUGCAAAGGUGGAAAAAACAAAUCAAAAAGAAAACCAAAGAGCGAAUACAAGAGAGUGCAUUACAUGCUACCUAACUAGAUCUUCUACUCACUUUUACAGGCCAGACAGCGACGGGGUGACUAAAAUACAUUCACUAUGACCA